CCGCCGCCGCCGUCGUCGUCGUCGAGAGACGUCGGUCCGUCUCGCGCCUCUUCUCGCGUUCUCAGUUCUCCGACCGAACACGACGGCGAAACUCGCGAAACUCGCGAGACACGAAUAAGCUCUGAGCGAGAAAAGAAUCCGCGACGUUGUCCUCGGGGUCGUGACGUUGUCAUCGGCUGUGCAAACCAAGCCUCGAGACGGCCCUCGUGCGCCCGCGGCGGUGACACGGGGUAGAGGGAGGUUACGAGCACGCGGCGGAGCAACAGUGUUCGGCGACCUUCCUCUGGAGAUGCGCCGGCCGGAGACGGCAUAGAGGGCAACCAAGUGCCUCCACCGAUAACGAUAACCGAGAGAGAGAGAGAGAGAGAGAGAGAGAGAGUUGAGGAGUCGCGAGGUCAGCGAGAGGGCAUUGUCGUGCGUAUCUCUGUCGAUUCAGUCUGUCGGCUCGGGAAGGCGUGGUGGAUCGUUCGCGUGGCCCGUGCGCGCGUGUAUGCGUGUUUUCGAUAACGCCGAGAUAAGCGCUGCUCCGAAACCACGUGCAACAUGGGACUGAUAGUGAGAUCAAUCGCAAGACGUGUGUUGGGUGCGUCGAAGUAUCGAUAGAAUAAUUUGUGAAAGUACAAACGAGAACGGACGUGCGCGCGCGCGCGCGCGCGAAAAAGGGAGAAAAAAAAGCGUAAUCGUGUGGCUGGAUUACCCUUCGCGUUAUUAUGUGUCACUCGAAAACCUUGGGCAAUUUUCGCCAGUGGCGUUGUUCAUAACGGUGUGAUUUACAGAUGCGCGCGUCGUACAUACGUCAGUGAACCGCGAAGAACGUCGCAUGCGGUGGACCUUACGGGGUUCGACGUGGCUGUAUGAGCCGAAGGGAGUCCUGGAAGGAUUCGCGACUACGGUAGUCGGGCAUGGUCGCGGAGGAUGAGGAAGAAGUACAAAAAUAACUGUUCCCGUGGUUGAGAGGAGAUGCACAGCUGACCGUCCGUGUCAGACAGAGUGCGAGAGAAAAAAGAGAGAACCAGAGAGGGGUAGAGUAAAGAGAGACGGAUAGAGAGAGGGGGAGAGAGAGAGAGAGAGAGGGAGAGGGAGAGGUACAGGUAGCCGGACAUUCGAUUAGCGUCGGCGGGCGUCACGACUCGCGUCGGAACGACCAGCCGAGGAAUCGAUCCGAUCGCGGCACUCCACGUAAACUCGACUGCAAACACACCACGUGCCUUCCCCGUCGUAACCGUGGACGCCCGUCUACCCGUCUGGACAUCGCGACGCCCUCGACUCGACCGCGCGAGUCGAGAUCGAACCGGGACAUCGAGCAUUCGCGUGCGAGCGACCGAACAAUCCCGGAGGAAGCUUCGUCCGACAACGUCGUGGAAAUGUCCGAGCCAUGCGCCUCUCCGAGACGCCCACAGUCCGCGAAUUCGGUUGUCGCCAAGUUUGAUUUCGAUCCCACGAGGUCGAACUACGUCCGUAUAGUCGACGGAGGUGCGCUCGUGACCAGAAACGUCAACUCCUCAAGGGACGAGACGACGGCCUCGAAGCCGGUGACCGGCAUCGCCGACCAUCGCGACGGAACAUCGCGACGCCGCCGCCGCCGCGCUGGUAUCCCUCGCUGUUCGCACUAGGUUGCCUAGGUUGCCUAGGUUGCCUAGGUUCUGUGUGACCGGGCUGACUCGCGCGAAUACCCGGCGCGCGCGCGCGCGAGUCUGUGUGUCAGCGCGCUCCAGCCGCUUCACGAGCCGCGGACGGGAGACGACGUGAUAAUGAGAGACUCUGUCGGCGAGACAUGACGAAUAGCGCUGUGAACGGGCGCCGAAGAAUGACCGAGUGCUCGUGAUCGUAGCUGCUGAAUCGCCGUCGACGAUUCUCGCGCGCGCGCGCGCGCGCGGAAUUUCACGGCCGUCGCCACGUCCGGGAAGUCGCAAAGUCCUGGAAGUCGCGCGAACAUCGGCCAAACGGCGCGCAGGCUGUAUCCUCUGCUAUAAAUAGAUGUUUUCUCGCGUGGAUCGCGUCUCUUGAGACACACAGACCCGCGAGCGAGCAAAAGAGAGAGAGAGAGACAGAGAGAGAGAGAGAGAGAGAAAGAGACGCACACAUUGGUAGUGGUGAACGCGUGCACGUGCGGCACCGCCGCGACACAUAUGUCGGCCGUUCGACGUUGGCUCGACCUUCCUCGCGUCCUUGGAUCGACGGAAGGUGAAAUCGUGACGGCUCGCGCCGACCUUAGAUGUAUAUCUAGAUAGACGAGAACUCGGGUCCAAAAGUCGGCGAAUAGAAGACGCAUCGAGCCUUCCCUCCUCGACGUGGCGGAGCGCGAACAGUCGGUCACACACGGACAAUUUAUUCGAGACGUCAAAGUCGCGCGAAGAAUUUUGCAACGCUCGCAAAGAAAAAGAAGAAGAAGAAGAAAAAGAAGAAGGAGAAGGAAAAGAAGAAGGAGGAGGAGAAGAAGAAGAAGAAGAAGAAGAAGAAGAAGAAGAAGAAGAAGAAUCGCGUCUCGCGGUUAGAUCACCUCCUAGGUGCGAACAAACAAGAAACGCGGUAGCGCGCGCAAAUUGCAAACCACCUGGACGUGGACUUGGUGGAAUCCUCCUCGCUUAAUCGUAAAGCCUCGCGUCGCCUUUUCUUACUCGACAAGUCCGAAGGAAACGGACGAGAAUCGACCGGAUACAAAGAUCCGACCGCAGCAACGAAUCUCUCUAUCCCCAUUCUCCGCGAGGUCAAGUCGUUACGUUACUCUGUCUUAUAUACGGCUGAUCACUAUGCUCAACUCGUGCUGUGCUUUUUUCUACCGUGCUCGUGCAUACGCCGCGAGUGUUUUCCUAGUGCUUUAGUGUUACGCGAUACAUAUAUUAUUGAUAGAGGGGGCCCGGUGUGCCCAGGGUGCGCCCACGAACGCGGAAGUCUCGGCUACCCAGGUACCUGGGAAUCGUCCUGAGAUGCCUGUUAGACGAGGUCACGUGGCGCCCAGAACUACGAUCAUCGAGACCAUCAUCAGGAAGUUCGAUACUCACAAUCGAAGCUUUUUAGUGGCAAACGCGCAACAGGGACUAUGCCACAUUAUCUAUUGCUCGGACGGUUUCUGUCGGAUGACGGGCUUCUCAAGGGCGGAAGUGAUGCAGAGGCCGGCGGUCUGCGACUUCCUCCAUGGACCAAUGACGUCGCCGCACGCGGUCGCGGCCCUACGAGACGCCCUCGCCGCCGGCGUCGAAAAACACUUCGAGAUCCUCUACUACAGGAAAGACGGAACCAAGUUCCUCUGCAGCGAGGUCAUAGCGCUAAUAAGGAGCGAGGUGGACGACAUUUGCCUGCAAAUCAUAAACUUCGAGGACCUGAGCUCGCAACCGCCUCCGCAAUCCGCGAUACCGCCGCCGAGUCAGGCCAACAACAGGCUCUCGACACGCUUCGACAGGGCAAGGGCGUCCUUCCGUGCUGGCUUGACGAGAACCGGUGUCGUUGGUCCACCAAGGGUCAGAAACCGACCGCGUACGGCGGCUAAUUUACCUCAUCGACUUGCUGACGGGACCAUCCUCGACGAGGAAGCCUCUGAGAACUGCCCGUUAACAUGUGGCUCGCCCACAAUGAUGGAAUCUUGGGGUCCUGGGAGAACGGGCACACCCCCGCCGCCGGGCCUACAACCGCCGCCGUCGGUCGGGAACAGCAACAACAACGCUGCCGCAACGACGUCGACGACCACCCCGAGCGUCGCACAGCCCGGCACCACCGCUCCCAUCGCCAGUCCCGAGGGAGUCAGCGACGUGUCGCAAAAGUCGGGAAUCUGGGAUGGCCCGAACUCGUCGUCGGGCGGUGUCGCGGAGGGUCCCUCGCGGAGCGUGUCUCACGCGGCGAGUCUCGACGCGAUCUCGAGGAGAACCGUGAAGCCGGAAACGACGACGAGGGCGCCGUGCCGCAGCCUCACCUGCAGCGUCUUAGCGGGCCGAGGGAGCGAACACGUCACUCUCGAGCGACGACCAGCUACAGUCGAUAAUCUCACCGAAGCAGCGAAACAUUCGAAAAUCUUUCCUGGCGUCGCUUCUGAAAGCGACUUGCAGAAAUGGCGGGCGUCCAAGGACCGAAAGUCGCCAUCUCUGAGUCAGAUGGGACCGGAUUCCAUCAAACACAAAUUCUCCUUGCAAGACAAUGGAUCCGCCAAGUAUUUUCAAGGAGCGAUGCAUACACCGAACAUGGGAGAGAAGGUCGCUCAGUCUAACGUGUCGCAGGUACUGUCCCUCGGAGCGGACGUUCUCCCAGAGUACAAAUUACAAUCUCCCAGAAUCCACAAGUGGACCAUAAUACACUACUCGCCGUUCAAGGCGGUCUGGGAUUGGAUCAUAUUGCUGCUCGUGAUGUACACCGCCAUAUUCACGCCGUACGUCGCCGCCUUCGUUCUGUCAGAUCCGGAUUACAAUAGGAAGAACAAAAAGUAUAGUGACGAGCCGAUCGUCAUUAUAGACUUCAUAGUCGACGUCACCUUCAUUAUCGACAUCAUCAUCAAUUUUCGCACGACCUUCGUCAACAGCAACGACGAGGUGGUGUCUCAUCCAGGAAAGAUAGCCGUCCAUUACCUCAAGGGUUGGUUCAUAAUCGACCUGGUGGCCGCCAUACCCUUCGACCUUCUACUGGUCGGUUCGGACACUGACGAGCUCGGCUUGGACAAGGACGAGACGACAACCUUGAUCGGACUCUUAAAGACGGCUCGUCUGUUGCGUCUCGUCCGGGUGGCCAGGAAGAUCGACAGAUACAGCGAGUACGGCGCCGCGGUUUUGUUACUGUUAAUGGCCACUUUCGCCCUUAUUGCUCAUUGGAUGGCGUGCAUAUGGUACGCCAUAGGAAACGCCGAGAGACCGACUCUGAAGAGCAAGGUUGGUUGGCUGGACAUUCUGGCCAACGACACGCAUCAGUUUUACUUUCACAAUAACACCGGCGGGCCGAGCAUAAAAAGCCGCUACAUCACGGCGCUUUACUUCACCUUUAGCAGUCUGACGUCCGUGGGUUUCGGGAACGUGGCGCCCAAUACCGACGCCGAGAAGAUUUUCACAAUAAUCGUCAUGUUGAUCGGAUCUCUAAUGUACGCCAGCAUCUUCGGUAACGUUUCGGCCAUCAUCCAGAGGCUGUACAGCGGCACAGCCCGUUAUCACACGCAGAUGCUCAGGGUCAGGGAGUUCAUAAGGUUCCAUCAGAUCCCGAAUCCGCUCCGCCAGCGAUUGGAGGAGUACUUUCAACACGCGUGGACGUAUACAAACGGGAUCGACAUGAACAGUGUUCUCAAAGGGUUCCCCGAGUGCCUUCAGGCCGACAUCUGUCUUCAUCUCAAUAGGAAUCUUUUAAACAAUUGCAGAGCCUUCGAGGGGGCUAGUCCAGGCUGUUUAAGGGCAUUAUCCUUAAAGUUUAAGACGACGCACGCGCCGCCGGGUGAUACUUUAGUCCAUCGCGGCGACGUGCUGACCUCCUUGUAUUUUAUAUCCCGCGGGAGCAUCGAGAUCCUGAAGGACGACAUUGUGAUGGCCAUUCUGGGCAAGGACGAUAUAUUCGGCGAAAAUCCGUGCAUUUAUCCGACAGUCGGGAAGUCGUCCUGUAACGUGCGCGCGCUCACCUACUGCGAUCUCCACAAGAUCCACAGGGACGAUCUGCUCGACGUUUUAGCUCUUUAUCCCGAAUUUUCCAACCACUUCAGCCAGAAUCUCGAGAUCACCUUCAACAUGCGAGACGAGGAGCAAGCUGGUGUCGAUCCAAUGUCAGCAAGGUUUCCUGUCAGCACUCCGACGGACGUCGAAGUCGACGCCAGGAGAUUCGCUUUCCGUCCACCAAGAUACCGUCGAGGACCCGGUGGUGGUCCUGGCACAAAUCUUAUUCCCACAGGUCGACAAGAUUCCUUGCAAGACGACCAAGACGACUAUGAUAAAGGCAGCGGUCAUGGUAUCUUAGAGUUCAGCACGGACAAGGCCGGUCAGGAUGUGACGCCAUUGAAUCUGGAAUUUGACGAGCCUAAACAGCGAAGCUCGACCUUAAACUCGAUAACCGGCAUGCUAACCCAUCUCAAGCGCAGCAUACCGGAUCUACAUCAGCACAAGAUUCACCUGCAACCGCUCACCAGCCACGAUUAUCUCGCCAAGCAAAUGACCACGCCGCUGACGAAACCAGCGCGCCGGAGUUCCGCCGCUGGCGAGAGUUGCCUCAGUCAAAACGUGGUCCAUCCCACUUCGACAACGUCGAGCCACUACACCACACCAUCGCCCCCGCAGCAUCCUCAUUCCCAUGGCGACUUUCAGAGCGGCCCAGGCCGGCCGCCGGUGGAGGAUAUCAACGCAAGGAUCGACCAGCUGUCGCGCCAGGUGUCCUCGUUGGAGCACUCGGUGACCGGUGACAUCAGAUUGAUCUUGAGUUUGCUUCAGCAGACGCUCAACUCGUCGAGGGAGAGCUCCAGCAUCGAGAUGAUGCCCGGUACAGCGCCGGCCGGCACGAGGCAGGCCGGCGGCAGCAGAGCGCCGGCGUUGGUACAGAGAUCGGCGAGCGAGCCGCAGCCUCCGACCGUGCCAGCGAGCAACGGCAACGGCAGCGGUAACGGCAACGGCAACGGCAACGGCAACGGCAAGGUCCAGCCCAGCACGUCGCACGGCUUGUUCAGCCUUCUUUCGAAAUCCCUGGAUCAGUUGCAUUUGAUUUCGGCGUCUUUUAUUUUGGAAAAGUUGGACAAGUUCCGAAGUAGACCCCCCACGCGGGAACCGACCUCUACGUCGUCGUCCGGAGCGUCCCGACUGACCGUGACAUCGGACACGUCCGCGCUGGCGACGGCGUUGCAGACCGCGUUGAACGGCAGAACCGGACCCACGCGCUCGCAGAGCCAGCCCGUCGACCUGGCGGUGCCGACGAGCGCGCAGUCUCAUCAAGCUCACGCUUGGCACAGUCAGCCCGCCGCCCUCAGGAGGGGUGAAUACAGAAGUGGCGCUCCUUGCGACAGAUACACCUCGUUCAACAAGCGCUCGGAGCCGGAGAGCGAGGACCCUUGGAGCUGCGUAGUCUCGGUUUCAACGGACCGCGCCGCCUCUCGCCCGCGUAGCGGCGACUCGCGCAAGGACCCCACGAACCAUCGCUGCGGCGGCGGCGGCGGCGGCAACGCCGAGUCCACGUCGGGCCAACAGGCAGGCAGAGCGGCAACGGACGGAGCGGCGGUCAGGUCAGAAGGUGGGAAUGGGGGACAGUUGGCGAGCGGUGCCCGACAAGAGUCCUCGCGGCAGACUAGCGAGGACAUGUCGUGGGAGUUCACGAUAAACGAGGCGCCGAUCGCCAGGCUCGAGUCGCUGGACGAGCUCGAUCAGGAUCACGGCAGUUAAGGGGAGGCGCGCGCGCGCGCGCGCCGCGAGGUCGUCCUGUCUGUCGUCAGUUGGGGACUCGCGCGAAACCCGAGGCCGAUCGCCACGAGGAGAGAUGAUCGCCGCGCGCGCUCAUCCCGACGAACGGGAACGAUGACGGUCGCGGAGAGCGAGAGCGAGAGCGAGAGCGAGAGCGAGAGCGACCGAUCGCCACUGUUCAACUCCUCGGCUCCAUCUUCAUGAAAGGGAUCGGACUCGCUUCGCGAGGUUGUCUCAUCGCGAGCGACGCGUGUCCGCGGGUCGACCUGGUGGAGCGUGUAGGGUGUACGUUUGAAGGGAGUAUAUACGGCUCUACGGGGAGAGCGGUUCUCAUUUGCACCUAGGCUUCGGAAUCAUUUUUUUUAUUUUUUAUUCCAAUUAUACAGUACAUUCUCUGAAAGAUACUUGGGACGUAACCGUCAUUUCGGAAGUUCGGCAAGUACGAGGGCUGCAAAGGCUUUUCACGCACUAGAAGGAAAGAAUUGCGCGCGACAAAGUACACAUUGCAUUGUAACAAGGUAUCGAUUGAUAUUGUAUACACGUACAAGCGUUAUGUUGCGAUUUCUCGCGAUAAUUCGGCGACAUUACAAGAAAUCGGGCGAUUCUCGAAAGAAGUGAAUUCAAGCGUGCGACUUGCGCGCUUCCUUCAAUCGUACACGCUUCGAGAGGCCGACGAGCCAGCAAACACUGUGUGUGUGUGUAUGUGUGUGUGUGUAUGUGUGUGUGUGUGUGUGUGUGCAUAUGUGAAUCCUCCUUUCGUAUACUCGAGACAGUGACAGAAGACGGUCGUACACCUCGCCGCGCCUUCAUCACCGGAUAGCGGCCAAAGUAAGCGUUGUUUCCUCCGCUACAUGAAUGUACUUUCCUCUCUUGUUAUUUGCAAAGUACGACCCUCGUGUCUCGUUGACAGCUCCGCUAAAAUUCGGCUCGAACGCGUCACGUGAAGCGAGACUGAAACUGGAAUCAUCGCGCGAAAGUUCGACCCUUCGCGCGUCCAGCCUCAAGGUGGACAGACGUGACGAUCGUGAUGGGGGGGGGGAGGGGGGCGCGAACACGCUCGUACUCUCCCCCCUCUCUCUCUCUCUCUCUCUCUCUCUCUCUCUCGCGAGGUUCGUUCCCCGACGGUCAUUCGGACAACUCGAUAUUCGUUCCUUCAAAUCGAUUUUGUACGCGUCGAAAAGAAGCAAACGAAGCAAGUAUACUGCAUCGCCAAUUGGACGCCAAUCGUUUUACUCGCGGGAAUUAUUUAUGUAUAUUUACACGUCGACACGUAUUAUGCGCUAUCGGAAGAGGGGCAGGAGGGGAAUAUUUUGGCUAAAGAGAGCGUUUGAAAGUGGAAGAGGACACGCGUUGCGUGCGAUGAUAUCGCGAGGAUCUCGGUGGGAGCUCUCGAGCUCGCGGAGCAAAGUCGCGAGGGAGAUUUGCGUCUUGCGCGCCAGAAUCGGACAGCCGAGAGAGAGGAGACAAAUAUUUAACGCGUUAGGUACUACAUCAAGCGUUCGUAUGGUAAAUACGACAAAGAUUGGAAUUCGCGACGCUUGCAGCAUGAAUACAUGGGAGACGGGACUCUCUGUCGGAUUUGUCGUACGAAUACCUAGGCAACAACAAUCUCUUGAUUCGCAUUAUCGCCGCAGCGUUUAGAUCGCUAAAUACAAGGGAAAUGCGAAAAGGUCUUAGGCUCGGCUCGUUCGCUUCGCAGGAUUUCCUCCGGUCGGAAGUCGUCGCUUCGCGGAGCGAGAACGGACGCUUUUCGUUUUCUAACGAAACGACUGAGAGAGGAGCAUCCUCUCUCUCCUUUUCGUUCUCACUUGUAGGCGAUGUUUGAAACGACGGUAUUAAACGACGGUGCUCGAAACUAUUUUUUCGCGACGCCGGUACGGUAUUAUCGCGGUAGAAUUUAAGCCGGAACAUUGGAGAUACACGAAAAAAAAAAAAACGAUCUUUUUUCCCAAUUCAGCCGCCGUACAAAGUAGUAAUGUUGUCCUUUAUACAGACAAAACGCGACAGCGAGCGAUUAGUGUCGCGCAUCAGGCGACACGUUAAAUAAUUACCGAUUCUUCUUACUAUUAUGAUUGUUAUAAUGAUUGUAUAAUUAUUAUUGCUAUUAUUAUUAUUAUUAUUAUUAUUAUUAUUAUUAUUGUUAUUGUUAUUAUUUCGAUCGUUAUUAUCGCUACGAUUGUUGUAUAGCAACGGCAGAAGCGCAAGCGCAACGGGGAGAAGACGAAAAAAAUGACACUGGCGCGUUAAUAUAAUGCCUACACAAUAAUAUUUACUUCUACAUAUACAUAUACGGAAAAAAGAAAAAAAGAAGCAACAUGGAUGUGUGUGUGUGUGUGUGUGUGUGUGUAUAUACACACACAUAUACACACACAUUCUAUACAUUUUUUACAAAGCAUUUCGAGCCGCUGCUGCUCCUAAAAACAUGUCUAAACAAUGGUUUUUCUUCCUCUCUUUUCGUUUUCGUCCCCCCGACGUCUCUAUUUCCGCCAUUAACAUCGCGAACCGGUUAAUGCUGGAAAAAUGGUGGUUGAUGAUCCCAAAAUGAUGUUAUUCUCACUUGUCAUAGAUCUUAUAGGUGGAGUUUCAGUUGAUUUUUAUAUUUAGGGCUCACAAGACGUGAAGCGCGUGGUACAGAAACAUACAAGGAAAAAGGGGAGGAAUCAAAUUGACAAUUCUGAUGCUAUUCUCAAAAUCAUUUAUGGAUCAUCGAUCAUCAGAUCUAUUUGUUCUUUGCUCAGUAUUCUAGGCUGUAACCAAUACAUUCGAUGUAACGAUUAAACACACACACACAUACAUAUA
Harpegnathos saltator (Jerdon's jumping ant) is the source of this 10136-nucleotide messenger RNA. It is a transcript of the gene sei, whose product is annotated as potassium voltage-gated channel seizure. The transcript is spliced from 25 exons. Gene Ontology annotation, molecular function: inward rectifier potassium channel activity. Gene Ontology annotation, biological process: regulation of membrane potential; potassium ion transmembrane transport. The record is from RefSeq and is a predicted model, not a curated record. Gene Ontology annotation, cellular component: plasma membrane. Bases 2928 to 7319 code for a protein of 1463 amino acids. NCBI's taxonomy places the organism in Eukaryota, Metazoa, Arthropoda, Insecta, Hymenoptera, Formicidae.